AUGGGUGAUAGUUUCCAACAAACGAAUAAUUUUUCAAACUCCUUUACCUUGCCAAGUCCCAAUCCAACAACUGCUUCCCAACCAGAUGGUACAACACCAAACCCAUCAUUUGCUUCAGUUCCUUAUCCACCACAACAGACUCAACAAAGAACUACAACAAAUAAUAAUAUGGCACUUCCCCAACAAAAUAUGGGAUCUAUUCCACAACAAACACUAAAUGACCAAACAUUAUUACAACAAAAUAUUGUUCCAACUCAAUACUCUAAUCAACCUGUACAACAACCACAAGUUAAUCAACCUGUUCCUCAAGAAAAGCCAAAUGUAGACCAAAGCUCUAUGCCAGCACCUACUAUUAUUAGUUCACAACCAACAGCAUAUAAUAAUCUUAUUACUCCUCCAUCUUCACUUCAGCCAUUUACCUGUGCUGUUAGUAAUAAGUCUUCCCCAAAGAAUAUUAGAAUGAGUGUCUUUACACCUGCUUUUCAAGGUAAAAUGAUGAAAUUACUUGAAAUUCCAUUGUCAUGUGAAGUUACACCAUUUGCUAAAAUGUUUGAAGGAGAAAAAUUAGAAAGUGUAAAAGUUGAACCAAAGAAUAUUAAAAGAUGUCCAAGAUGUGGUGGAUAUGUUAAUCCAUUUUGUACUUUUGAAGAAGGGGGAAAAAAGAUGAAAUGUAAUUUGUGUGAAUAUUUAUCAGAUGUAGAUGAUAAUUAUUUCUCACCUCUUAGAGGAGAUGGAAAACGAGAAGACACAGAACGUAGAAUUGAAUUAAUGUAUGGAACAAAUGAAUAUGAAUUAGAAGGAAAAGACCCAGUUUAUAUAAAUAAAAGCUGUGGGGAGCCAAUGAAAUUUAUUUUCCUUAUUGACGUAUCAAAAGACUCUUUAACAAGAGUAUUUGAUUCUGUUAUGAAUGUUCUUCAAAAUGCACUUCAAAGUGUUCCUGAACUUGUUAAAACAUUAGAAUGUGGAUUUGUUACUUUUUCUAAUUAUAUUCAAUAUUGGGUUCUUGGUAGUACUCCACGUAUGGUUAAAGUCUGCGACAUAACUGAACCAUUUGUACCAUUAGCACCAAAGAAUUUCUUUAAACCAAUUUCUGAAGUAAUUGAAAUGAUUCCAAUGUUAAACCAAUAUAUCAGGAAAAAUAUUACUGAGGGUGUUAUUAAUGAUAAUUGUUUAGUUAGUGCUAUUGAAAGUGCUGCUCAAAUGAUUGGAACAACUGGUAAAAUUCUUGCAUUUACAACCUCUCAACCAAAUGAAGGAACUGCAGCUCUUAUUAGAAAACCAAGUGACAUUAGUUCUAAUCCACAAACACCAGCUAACCAAUAUAUUAAUCAAAUGGCAAAGAAAUUAAGUUUAAAUUGUAUUGGAGUAGAUUUGUUUGUUCUUCCAAAUAAAUUUAGUGACAUUGUAACUAUUGGAGAAAUUCCACGAUAUACAGGAGGGGAAUUAUUUUAUUAUCCAAAUUAUAAUACUAAAAACCAAAUUAAAUUAACUAAAGACGUAUUAUCAUCUUUUGAUAUGGAUUGUGGAUUUGAUGUUGAAGUAAGAGUUAGGUCAUCUGCUGGUGUAUUUAUUCAAGAUUAUUUAGGAGAUGUAAUGCCAUGUAAAGAUAUGAUUGAUACUGUAAGAAUUGGAUACAUGAACAGUAAAAAGAGUAUUAUUGCAUUAAUGGAUUAUGAUGAUGAACUUAACAAUUAUGUUGGAUUCUUUAUUCAAGCAGUAAUUUUAUACACCGACAUCUUUGGUCAAAAGAAAAUUAAAAUCUUUAAUGGAUUUUAUAGUACUGCAACAGAAUUAGCUGAUGUUUUUAAGAAAGCAGAUUCAGAUGUAAUUCUUAACACUUUGAUAAGACAAUCUAUCAAAGCUGGUAAUUUCUCAUCAGACGCUGGUUUAAACAUUGAAUUACUUGACAAAACAGUCUCAAUUCUUACUGCCUAUAGAAAACAUUGUAGUGCUCAUGCUAAAUCAUCAAUUCUUUUACUUCCAGAGGCAUUAAAAUUAGUGCCUAUAUUUGUUCUUGGUGCAAUGAAAACUUCUGCAUUUAUGCCAUUUUUCCAAUUAAACUCUAUGUCUACUGGGUAUGGAAUCAAUGGAAUUAUUAGUGAUUUGAAAUUUGCUUCAAUACAUCAAACUACAUCUAUUUCUAUAGGAUCUUUAUUAAGGCAAUAUUAUUAUAAUGCCUAUGAUGUUACUGGUCAUUUAAGUGGAAUAGUAACUUCUGAUAAUUUCUCUGAUGAUUCAUUUAAAGUUCGUUUAUCUGAGAAAAAUUUUGCUGAAGAUAAAGUAUACCUUAUGGACACUGGAAAGGAUUAUAAACUUUUCGUAGGAAAGAAUGUUUCUGAUGAAAUUAAAACUAAUUUGUUUGGUCAACCAAUUGACUUAAUGAAUAACCAACAAGACUUCACUUCUUUAGUUUAUUCAAAUGCAUUGUCUCAACCUGAUAAUUUGUUGACUAAAUUGAUUUAUUGGCUUGCUGGAAUGACUUUUACUCCAAUGGUAGCCCUUGAAGUAAUUCCAUUCAAUAAAAUGGAUUUAUCUCCUUUUAUGCUUGAAGAUAAAACAAUGAAAGGUGUUGCCUAUUUUGAUUUGCUUGUGUAUUACCACAAAAAAAUCCAAAAAAAAUUAGCAAAUUAA
Molecule: messenger RNA, 2631 nt
Organism: Entamoeba nuttalli P19
Lineage: Eukaryota; Evosea; Mastigamoebida; Endamoebidae
Product: protein transport protein Sec24, putative
Exons: 1
Coding region: 1-2631 (876 amino acids)
Biological process (GO): COPII-coated vesicle cargo loading; endoplasmic reticulum to Golgi vesicle-mediated transport; intracellular protein transport
Cellular component (GO): endoplasmic reticulum exit site; COPII vesicle coat
Molecular function (GO): zinc ion binding; SNARE binding
Source: RefSeq, a predicted model, not a curated record